Molecule: messenger RNA, 2007 nt
Organism: Conger conger (European conger)
Lineage: Eukaryota; Metazoa; Chordata; Actinopteri; Anguilliformes; Congridae
Exons: 2
Coding region: 378-1367 (329 amino acids)
Biological process (GO): G protein-coupled receptor signaling pathway
Cellular component (GO): membrane
Molecular function (GO): G protein-coupled receptor activity
Source: RefSeq, a predicted model, not a curated record
AAAGAGAGAGAGAGAGAAAGAGAAAGAGUUUGGCUUUCCACUUGCUGGCUGUUUGGUUACAGGAACACUCCUACAACACGGAUGGACUCGCGCGCAAGGCAAAACAUGAAAAAUCAAGACACACGGGAGAGGAAGAUUACUGGAAGAGGGUAGAUAUCUACAACAUAAACAAUCGUUUCCAUUUUUUUUUGGAAAUGUACUGAAGGACCAGGAAAAACAAAACAAAUGUGCCCGUUUACCCGAGGAUGUGGGUAGGAGACGAGACGCCUUGAAAUUACGCUUCUCUUCAAGAGGUUUCACAACUUGUCGCACUACAGACCAGUAUUAUUAAAUGUGAAACGGAUAUUAAUAAGUGGAAAACAGCAAUACUGGCAACAAUGUCGACCAACGGAACGGGGAAUGACUACACCUACAUACGCGUGUGCGCGUCCACCCUGUCCUUCACAAUUUUGGCAUUCUUCAACCUUAUAAUAAACUGGACUAUUUUACGGGAUGAACGGCUUCGCUGCCAGGCACGCUUUGUCCUGUUAUUCCACUUACUGUUUUCCGCCCUGGUUUACUUCGGGGUCAGUUGCGCCUUCUACCUGCAGAUACACGUGAAUGCCAGAACCCCUGAAGCCGCCUGCCAGGCACUGAUAACCUUUUUAAUAACCAGUGCCUCAAAUAUUCUCCUCACCCUCACUGCCAUGGCUCUUGACCGCUACUUGGCUAUUUGCUUCCCGCUCAAAUACAGUUCCAUGUGUUGGACGAAGUGUCCCUGGCUCAUUGGAAUGCUUACGUGGGGUUUGGCUCUGGUUACCCCACUGAUUCUGUUGCUGAACAUGGAGGGGGGAACAGUUAUGGUCAGAGAACAACCAUGCGGCCGAGAGCAGUUGAAAAAAGGCGAGAUCCACAAAAUAAUUUUGAUAUCUGUGUGCGCCAUCCUCAUUUUGUUCAGCUAUGGCAAAAUCUUGCAGGAGGGCAGGCGUCUCGGCGUGCUGACUCGUCGCAAUCGCGUCGGGUGCAGGACUAUAGCGUUGCAUGGCGCCCAACUGGCUGUGUACAUCCUCCCAAAUUUUGUGAACUUUGUGCUGCACCUCCUUCAGAAGCACAACUAUCUCCUCCGUGACCACAAAGACAUGUUCGCAGUGAUAAACUUUGUAUUCUUCAGCCUUGCUCAGUGCAUUGCUCCCAUCGUCUACGGAUUGCGCAAAGAGGAGCUUCUGGAGCAACUGUACCAUCGCUUCCCAUGCCUGUCCUGUCACUUGAAAAGGGUCCUGGAGUGGACAGUACGAGCCACUCAACCAAGUCUGUGUCCACAGACACGGGAGAGAACAAUUACUUCCCAAAGCCUCAUGUUAACAGAGCUUUCAAGGACAUCUGUGUGAGUGGGCAAGAGAAGACCCCUGGCAGGAAUGAUGGAAGGGAGAAAUAAACUGAACAAAACACAAAAAGAUUCUCAGCCUUCUCAGUAGACACCCAUAUCUGAGGUUCACCUAUGGAUAGAGCUGGAAUUUUACUGAAGAAACUGAACACGCACAGUACGAGUACACAGACACUGGCAGUAUUCAAACCUGCAGGAUUCUGGUCACAGGAUCUCCUUUCUAGCACUACUCCACACAGCAGAAGAACACAUGAUUUUACUUUGAUGGAAUGGAGCUUAAGGGACACUUGGACCCUGGUCACUAUCUGUGCAGUCCAUUCUCUGUACAGCAGAUAGCAAGGAGCUAUUCAAUGUCAAGGAUGCCAGUGAACAUGCAAGCACUUCACAGUGGAUUUCAAGGGGUGUGUACAAAUCUCAUAGUAGAAAACCAGAAAUGAUAUGAUCAAAGCCAAUUCUGGCUCCUGUGAAUUAUAUAAGCUAUAGGUUGAAUGAUAAAGCAAAGUGUAUUUAUUUAUAAUUGACAUUAAUAAUGAGUCUAUCAAUGACAGAAAUGUGCUGUAUUUUAAUUAAUAAUGGACACAUCAUUUACAGUCACAUGCAUGUUUUUACAGUAUUACUGGAUAUUAAAACUCAGUUUCAAUCCA